GAGAGAGAGAGAGAGAGAGAGAGAGAGAGAGCUUUUCUUGACCAUCCUGUCGUAGGCCGCCCCUUCAUCUCUCCCAGCCCCACCAUCGGUGCACCAAAUCUAGGAGAGCCUGUGUCUAAUGUCGUCAAUCCCACGACGCGGUUUCCCUCCCUUCCUCUCUCUCUCGUGAUUUCUUGAAAGUUAAUGCUGGAUUUUAACUCCAGCUGACGGCAGCUCAGAAAACACGAAAGAAAGAAAAGGAAAAAAGCACAGGAAAGAAAAGGGGAAAGAUCCGUUCUCGCUUUCUAUAAGUAAUAAGCCGUCAUCGCUCCGUCCUCUCUCUCCCCUCAGUGACCCACCAAGGGAAACAGUGAUGGGCAGAUAGCCGCUCUCCUUCUUUCGCUCCUCAGACUCAGAUCCGAUCUCGGGUGUUUCUGGUUUCUCCGAUUGUGUUAACUUAUAGGAUUCAGUAACACAGUAAACAUGGCUUUAGGAAAAUAUACUAGAGUCGAUAAUAGAAGGUCCUCAUCGAGUUACUGCUCUACGGUGACAAUCGUAGUUUUUGUUGCCCUCUGCUUGGUUGGGGUUUGGAUGAUGACGUCCUCGUCAGUCGUUCCCAUGCAAAAUGUAGAUGUAUCCCAGGAGAACAAGAGUGAGGUGAACGAGCAGGUGAUUGAGAACAAUAAUGAGGUGAAGGAACAAGCAAAUGAGAAUGUGGAUGAGGUGAAGGAACAAGAGAAAAAAGAUAGCGACACCAGCCAAUUUGAGGAUAAUCCAGGUGACUUACCAGAGGAUGCCACCAAAGGAGACACCAAUGAUACGCCUUCUCAGAGCGAAAGUGACUCGAAUUCGCAAGAGAACCAAGAACAGAAGCAAGAUGAGAACGUGGAACUGAAAACCGGAGAGAAGGAAAGUUCAGCGGAGGAGACCAAGUCCGAAGAUAAUGAAUCAAAUCAAGAAACAGACGGAUCAAAAACUGAAGGUGGAGAUAAUGAUUCUGGUGGGCAGGGAGACUCUGAAGAGGGUUCUGGUGAACAGAAAUCUGACACAGAUGAGAGCGAGAAGAAAACAGAUUCAGAAGAAAGUUCAGCUGACACUAAGAGUGAAGAGAAAGUGGAUGGUGAGAUUGAGGAGAAGGUGAGCCAAAAUGAUAAGGAUGGAUCCGGGGAUAACUCAGAUGACAAGAAAGACGAGAGUCAGACAAAAGAUCAGACUCCUACUGAAGUGUUCCCUUCUGGUGCACAAUCAGAUCUUUUGAAUGAAACUACUACUCAGAAUGGGGCAUUUUCUACACAAGCUGCUGAAUCGAAGAAUGAGAAGGAAUCUCAAGGUUCAUCCAAGCAGCAAACCGGCUACAGCUGGAAACUGUGCAAUGUUACUGCUGGUCCUGAUUAUAUUCCCUGCCUUGACAAUUUGCAAGCUAUCAAGAGCCUUAGCUCUACCAAGCAUUACGAACACCGAGAGAGGCACUGUCCCCAGAAUCCACCUACUUGCCUUGUUGCUGUUCCUAAAGGAUACAAAAAGCCAAUUGAAUGGCCUACAAGUAGAGAAAAGAUAUGGUACUAUAAUGUUCCACACACCAAGCUCGCUGAAGUUAAGGGCCACCAGAACUGGGUGAAAGUUACUGGUGAAUACCUUACCUUCCCUGGUGGCGGAACCCAAUUUAAAUUUGGUGCUCUGCAUUACAUCGAUUUCAUACAGGGGUCUGUUCCUGAUGUUGCCUGGGGAAAACGCUCUCGCGUGAUAUUGGAUGUGGGAUGUGGUGUUGCUAGUUUUGGAGGCUAUCUCUUUGAUAGAGAUGUUCUUGCAAUGUCACUUGCCCCGAAAGAUGAACAUGAAGCACAGGUUCAGUUCGCACUUGAGAGGGGAAUCCCCGCUAUAUCUGCCGUCAUGGGCACCACAAGACUUCCCUUCCCUAGCAGAGUCUUUGAUAUUGUGCAUUGUGCACGCUGUAGAGUCCCAUGGCAUAUAGAAGGUGGUAAACUCCUUUUGGAGCUGAACCGCCUCUUGCGACCUGGUGGUUUCUUUGUGUGGUCAGCUACUCCAGUUUAUCAGAAGAUUCCAGAUGAUGUUGCAAUUUGGAAAGCCAUGUCUGAACUAAUAAAAUCAAUGUGCUGGGAGCUGAUAUCUAUAAAUAAGGAUACCGUGAAUGGAGUUGGUGUAGCGACCUAUAGGAAGCCUAUGUCUAAUGAUUGCUACGAGAAAAGAUCCCAAAACAAUCCCCCAAUGUGUGCAGACUCUGAUGAUUCAAAUGCCGCCUGGUAUGUGAAUCUGCAAGCAUGCAUGCAUAAAAUACCUAUAGACUCCACCGAACGUGGGUCUCAAUGGCCAGAGGAAUGGCCAGCGAGGUUGGUGAAAACACCUUAUUGGCUGUUGAGUUCCAAGGUUGGAGUCUAUGGUAAAUCUGCCCCCGAGGAUUUCGCUUCAGACAAUGAGCACUGGAAACGGGUUGUGACCAAGUCAUAUUUAAAUGGAAUUGGGAUUGACUGGUCUACUGUGAGGAAUGUCAUGGACAUGCGAGCAAUUUAUGGAGGGUUCGCUGCUGCUCUAAAAGAUUUGAAUGUGUGGGUCAUGAAUGUGGUAUCCAUAGAUGCCCCGGAUACCUUACCCAUAAUCUAUGAACGUGGUCUAUUUGGCAUUUAUCAUGACUGGUGUGAAUCUUUUAGCACCUACCCCAGAUCUUAUGAUCUCCUCCAUGCGGACCAUCUCUUCUCCAAUAUCAAAAAGAGGUGUAACUUAGUAGCUCUAGUAGCAGAGGUGGAUCGUAUCUUGAGACCUGGGGGCAAGUUGAUCGUUAGGGACCAUGUUGAGACGAUCAAUGCGGUGGAGAGCAUGGCGCGGGCGAUGCAAUGGGAAGUCCGGCUGACGUACUCCAAGGACAACGAGGGAUUGCUUUGCGUCCAGAAGUCCAUGUGGCGCCCCAGCGAAUCGGAGAUGAUCAGCUACGCCAUUGCUUAGAGUAAACUCCAUUUACACCCUGCUUCUCACAUUCUUGAGGCCGUGUUGUCGGUGAUGCCAAUUAAGAUUUAGGUUAUUCUUUAUCUCCGUCGCGAUUCUGCAAGUCACGGAAACUGUAUCUCUGCCUUAGGCCGUGUAGCUUGUCGGUUAGGCCCCAUCAGUGUCCUAUCCUUUGCAUGCCCUUUUUGGUUUCUUUUUUUGCGGUUUCUUUAGAUGAAAGUCGGCUGGUAUAUUAUUGUAACAUUAUUCGUUAUUCGUCAAAGAAAUCAUCAAUGCUUUCAUGCAA
Molecule: messenger RNA, 3223 nt
Organism: Syzygium oleosum
Lineage: Eukaryota; Viridiplantae; Streptophyta; Magnoliopsida; Myrtales; Myrtaceae
Product: probable methyltransferase PMT26
Exons: 9
Coding region: 463-2937 (824 amino acids)
Cellular component (GO): endosome; trans-Golgi network; cytoplasm
Molecular function (GO): methyltransferase activity
Source: RefSeq, a predicted model, not a curated record